Messenger RNA from Rhincodon typus (whale shark), 1147 nucleotides. RefSeq names its product replication factor C (activator 1) 5 (gene rfc5). The transcript is spliced from 11 exons. Gene Ontology annotation, biological process: DNA-templated DNA replication; DNA repair. Gene Ontology annotation, molecular function: DNA clamp loader activity; ATP hydrolysis activity; DNA binding. Lineage: Eukaryota; Metazoa; Chordata; Chondrichthyes; Orectolobiformes; Rhincodontidae. The record is from RefSeq and is a predicted model, not a curated record. Gene Ontology annotation, cellular component: DNA replication factor C complex; nucleus. Bases 90 to 1091 code for a protein of 333 amino acids.
GACUGCCUCAAUCACGGCAGAUGCUGAGCGGCUAAAGCUCGCGAGAGCUCUGUCCUCGCUCUGCGAUUUGGCGCCAAAGCACGGUCACUAUGGCGACGGGGAAGGAGGCGAAGAGCCGGAAUCUUCCCUGGGUGGAAAAGUAUCGGCCUCAAACCCUAGAUGAUCUUAUUUCUCAUCAGGACAUACUGAAUACAAUUCAGCGGUUCAUCAGUGAAGAUCGUUUCCCACACCUGCUAUUUUAUGGGCCGCCAGGAACUGGGAAAACAUCUACUAUUUUGGCCUGUGCCAAACGGCUCUAUAAGGGCAAAGAGCUAAACUCAAUGGUUUUAGAGCUGAAUGCCUCUGAUGACCGAGGUAUUGAUAUAGUACGUGGACCUAUAUUGAACUUCGCCAGCACAAGAACCAUUUUCAAAAAGGGUUUUAAGCUCGUUAUCCUAGAUGAGGCAGAUGCAAUGACGCAAGAUGCUCAGAAUGCUCUCAGAAGGGUUAUUGAGAAAUUUACAGAGAACACCAGAUUUUGCCUGAUCUGUAACUACCUGUCAAAGAUCAUCCCUGCUUUACAGUCUCGAUGUACCAGGUUCCGAUUUGGACCGCUGUCACCAGAACAGAUGAUUCCAAGAUUGGAGUUUGUCAUCAAAGAAGAAAAUGUUGACAUAACUCAAGAUGGACUGAAAGCCAUUGUGACACUCUCUAAUGGUGACAUGCGCCGAUCUUUGAAUAUUUUGCAGAGCACAAAUAUGGCAUAUGAUAAAGUGAGCGAGGAAACAGUGUACACCUGUACUGGUCAUCCAUUAAAAUCCGACAUCGCAAACAUCCUUGACUGGAUGUUAAACAAAGACUUCACCACUGCAUACAGGAAUAUCAUGGAAUUAAAGACAUUAAAAGGUUUAGCCCUGCAUGAUAUUCUGACUGAGAUCCAUACUUUUGUGCACAGAGUUGAUUUGCCACCUUCGGUUCGUACUCAUUUAUUGAUCAAGAUGGCUGAUAUUGAGUACAGAUUGGCUUCAGGAACUAAUGAGAAAAUUCAACUGAGUUCACUCAUUGCUGCAUUUCAAGUUGCCCGUGAUAUGGUUGUUGCUGAAGCUGAAUGAGUUUGUAUACUAAGGUUGAUGACUUGAUACCAUUAAAAUAUUUCACAUGUGGUUUU